Molecule: messenger RNA, 1041 nt
Organism: Sphaerulina musiva SO2202
Lineage: Eukaryota; Fungi; Ascomycota; Dothideomycetes; Mycosphaerellales; Mycosphaerellaceae
Exons: 1
Coding region: 1-375 (124 amino acids)
Biological process (GO): mitochondrial proton-transporting ATP synthase complex assembly
Cellular component (GO): mitochondrial matrix
Source: RefSeq, a predicted model, not a curated record
AUGUCAGCCCCCGUGCACUCCCAAGCCCGCUCGCUCUAUCGCCGCCUCCUACGAGAGCUGCCCGCACGAACUCCAUCCAUCCUCGCCAAUCCAUCCCCACUGCAAAAGCACAUCCGAGCCGACUUCGCCAACCACUCCCAGACCGACUCACCAUCAUUGCAACAUCAAGCGCAGAAGCCGGUCGAGAAGCGCGUCGAGGAGGCUGAGCAGUAUGUGCAGUAUUUGGCUGCUCAACGCAUGUACACGACUCUGGUGGAACGCUAUAACCCUGGCAUGAAUAUGUCUGAGGAGGAACGUGUGAGGUUGACGGCUCGGAGAGUGGGUAUGGAUUUGCCGGAUGAUAUGUGGCGGAAUCCGAAUGGUGGCAAGGCUUGAAUGGAAUCUUGAAUCUUGAACCUUGAACCUACGCGCUUUUUUUGGUCGGCAUCCAAGAGCAACGUGCUCCGCGAAGCGGAUACGGUGCUUGGUGCUUGCAACAUUGGAAGAAAAGGGUAACAACUCUGCUCAGACACUCCGGGACACGAGACUACUGCAAAAGAUCCUGCGCCAUGGCUAUUACGAAGUUCACCAUGAUCGUGCAGCUGCAUCAACCACGUAGCCUCCUGGACCUGCCAGCUGAAAUCCAAAGCAUCAUGCUUGGCUAGGUGGUAUGCACCGUAAGAGAGAGGCCGGCGUCUGGUACUAUGGUCCAACCGUGAGGCCGCUCACUCGGCCAGCUCGACUUAUAGCGCCGAAGCAGCUAGAGCUAGAUCAGGCAUACUGUACCAACACCGAAUCAGAGGAAUCAGAUCUAGCCGCCAUGUUUCUACGACAUACCUUGGGAGUGCAAAUACUAUCCCGGCAGAUUCGAAACUUCAAGAUGGCUCAUUAUGUACUCUGUUCCAGCCAGUUUCUCAGGCAGCACGGGAAGCGGAACACCCUUCAGUACUCACAACUCUGUACCUCAGCUAUCGCUUGGUGAAGUGGCUUGGUUCCAUUACUUGAAGAUAGCUAUGAGCGAUCUCUAUGAGACUACCAGGUGUAAUGGAAACUAGUACCCAG